GUGGUGAAUGCAUGUGACGGCACUGGCAGAGGAAGUGCAGAUGACUCGACGACGCAGAUGACUAAAAUACGAUCCGUUCAGCUGAAUGAUUAGUUUGUCAUUUCCACCCAGAGUAAGUGUUGGAAACUCUUCUGUUUCUUCAGCUUCAUCAUGGAUGACACACAAACACCCCGAGAUGAAGAUUUUUCUCCAGGAUGCAGUUCAGUUGAUCAGAAGAGAUCAGAAGCAGAGCCCAACUGUGUGUUUAUGAAGAGUGAUGAGCCUAUAGGUCAUCCACAACAUUUCAGUUCAGUUUAUCAGAAGAAAUCAAAACCAGAGCCCAUCUGUGUGUCUAUGAAGAGUAACGAUUCUAUGCCUUAUCCAGUUCAUUUUAAGAGUGAUGACACAAGGUUUAACCUCAAGUCAGUCCUGCCACACAGAUCAGCUGAAACAAAACCCUUCUGUAAGAAAUAUGACCAGUCUAUGAAUCAACCACAAAACAGCAUGUAUCCUGGUGUAAGCCAUGAAAUUCUCAGCAUAUUUAGAUCAAAUCUGAUGAAGAAGUUUGAGCGUCUGUAUGAGGGAACAGUGACGCAGGGAAACCCAACACUCCUGAAUGAGAUCUACACAGAGCUCUACAUCACAGAGAGUGAGAGUGGAGAGAUCAGUAAUGAGCAUGAGGUGAGACAGAUUGAGACACAAUCCAGGAGAGCAGCAACAGAGGACACAGCCAUCAAAUGUAAUGACAUCUUUAGACCUUUACCUGGACAAGACAAAGCCAUCAGAACUGUGCUGAUAAAAGGGGUUGCUGGCAUUGGAAAAACAGUCUCUGUGCAGAAGUUCAUCCUGGACUGGGCUGAAGGGAAAGAGAAUCAGGACAUCCAGCUCAUAUUUCCACUUCCUUUCAGAGAAAUCAACUUGAUGAAGGACAAAACACUCAGCCUUUCAGAUCUUCUUCAUGACUUUUUCCCUGAAACUAAAGAAAUGGAAAUAACCAGUGAUCAGUAUAAAGUGCUGUUCAUCUUUGAUGGUCUGGAUGAGUGUCGUCUGUCUCUGGAUUUUAAGAGUAAAGUGAAACUGUGUAAUAUAUCUGAAUCAGCCUCAGUGGAUGUGCUGCUGACGAACCUCAUUGUGGGGAGUCUGCUUCCCUCUGCCCUCAUCUGGAUCACCUCCAGACCAGCAGCAGCUGAUCUCGUCCCCUCUGAGUGUGUCCAUCGAAUGACAGAGGUACGAGGCUUCAGUGAGCCACAGAAGGAGGAAUACUUCAGGAAGAGAAUCAGUGAUCAGAGUCUGGCCAACAGGAUCAUCUCACACCUGAAAUCAUCAAGGAGCCUCUACAUCAUGUGCCACAUCCCAGUUUUCUGCUGGAUCUCAGCCACUGUUUUAAAGAAGAUGUUUAGUCAAGCAGAGAGUGGAGAGAUUCCCAAGACUCUCACUCAAAUGUACACACACUUCCUGAUCCUACAGACUAACAUCAAAUGUGAGAAGGACUAUGAGAAGAAGGUGACAGAUGAAGACAUGAUUCUCAAACUGGGCAAACUGGCAUUCCAGCAGCUUGUGAAAGGCAACCUGAUCUUCUAUGAGGAAGACCUGAGAGAGUGUGGCAUUGAUGUGACAGAAGCAUCAGUGUACUCAGGAUUGUGCACUCAGAUCUUCAGAGAGGAGUUUGGCUUGUAUCAGGGGAAAGUCUUCUGCUUUGUUCAUCUGAGCAUUCAGGAACAUCUAGCAGCUCUAUAUGUGCACCUCUCCUGGACAAACCACAACACAAAUGUGUUUGGCCAGAGUUUGUGGUUUAAAAUUAAGGACUGGUUUCAACUCAUGUUUAAAAAUGUUUCAUUAUCUGAGCUGCAUCAGAGAGCUGUGGAUGAGGCUCUACAGAGUAAAAAUGGACAUCUGGAUCUUUUCCUGCGGUUCCUUCUGGGUUUGUCAGCGGAGUCACAUCAGAUUCUCCUACAACAAACAAUGACGCUGAAAAGAAGCAGAUCUGACAGCAAUCAGAAAACUGUUGAGUACAUCAAGAAGAAAAUCAGAACCAUUGACUCUUCAGAGAAGUACAUCAAUCUGUUUCACUGUCUGAAUGAACUGGGUGAUCAUUCAGUAGUGAAGGAAAUACAACAGUAUCUGAAAUCUGGAAGAAUAAAGGAAGCCAAAUUUUCUUCAUCUCAGUGGUCAGCUGUAGUUUUUGUGUUGUUGACAUCUGAAGAGGAACUGAAUGAGUUUCGUCUUGAUACAUUUGUCAAUGGAAUGAACAAACAUGAAAAUAUGAAAGUUCUUCAGAAGUUGCUGCCUGUGAUUAAAGAAUCCAGAUCAGUUCAGUUGAGUAAGUGUGGUGUCACAGAUGAAGGUUGUGCCGCUCUGGCUUCAGCUCUGAGAUCAAACCCCUCACACCUGACACAACUGGAUCUAUCCGAGAAUAAACUAGGAGAUUCAGGGAAGCUGCUUUCUGAUGUACUACAGAAUCCACACUGUAAACUGGAGAAACUGUGGUUGUAUAAUUGUGGUGUCACAGAUGAAGGUUGUGCUGCUCUGGCUUUAGCUCUGAGAUCAAACCCCUCACACCUGACACAACUGGAUCUGUCUGAGAAUAAACUGGGAGAUUCAGUGAAGCUGCUUUCUGAUGUACUGGAGGAUCCUCAAUGCAAACUGGAGAAACUGUGGUUGAGAUGUUGUGGUGUCACAGAUGAAGGUUGUGCUGCUCUGGCUUCAGCUCUGAGAUCAAACCCCUCACACCUGACAGAACUGAAUCUGUCUGUGAAUAAACUAGGAGAUUCAGUGAAGCUGCUUUCUGAUGUACUGGAGGAUCAUCACUGUAAACUGGAGAAACUGUGGUUGAGAUGUUGUGGCAUCACAGAUGAAGGUUGUGCUGCUCUGGCUUCAGCUCUGAGAUCAAACCCCUCACACUUGACAGAACUGGAUCUGUCUGGGAAUAAACUAGGAGAUUCAGUGAAGCUGCUUUCUGCUGUACUACAAAAUCCUCAAUGUAAACUGGAGAAACUGGGGUUGAGUAACUGUGGUGUCACAGAUGGAGGUUGUGCUGCUCUGACUUCAGCUCUGAGAUCAAACCCCUCACACCUGACAGAACUGGAUCUGUCAUGGAAUAAACUAGGAGAUUCAGUGAAGCUGCUUUCUAAUGUACUACAGAAUCCUCACUGUAAACUGGAGAAACUGGGGUUGAGGGAUUGUGGUGUCACAGAUGAAGGUUGUGCUGCUCUGGCUUCAGCUCUGAGAUCAAACCCCUCACAUCUGACAGAACUGAUUCUGUCUGUGAAUAAACUAGGAGAUUCAGUGAAGCUGCUCUCUGCUGUACUGGAGGAUCCUCACUGUAAACUGGAAAAACUGAGGUUGUAUAAGUGCGGCAUCACAGAUGAAGGUUGUGCUGCUCUGGCUUCAGCUCUGAGAUCAAACCCCUCACACCUGACAGAACUGAAUCUGUCUGGGAAUGAUCUAGGAAAAUCAAAAGUGAAGUUAUUGUCUGAUCUGAAGGAUGAUCCACGUUGUAAACUGGAGAGAUUAUACUAUUGACUCUCAGUAUUGAGACGUCAGUCCAGUUUCCUCAGGAUCAGCUGAUGGUGAGUAAGGAGCCGCUACAGAGACGUCACAGUCACACAAUCAACACACAGAGACGCACAGCAUCACACUGUCUCGUGUGUGUGUGACAUCACGUCACUUUCUCCUUUUAUACUGGACCAUGAAAAUGAGUGACUGAAGAGAAUGAGCUGACUAUUGCAGCAGUGUAUGGUUUAAGGAUAAUGUAUAUUUACAAUGCAAUGCUAAUUGACAUUAUCUUAACUGUAUACAAUACUGUAAAAAAUUGAAUUUUCUGCCUCAUUCUGUGAUAAGAAGCCACCCCAGUUAUUUCAAACACUUAAUUGAUGCUAUAGCAUGAGUUUGGAGUAAAAAAAUAUGUUGUCACUGUCAUAUAUCAUUGUAGUUUGCUGUAUUAAGUAGUGAUAGGAGAAACAUAAUGCUAUCACUAAGAUUUCUAUAAUUAUCACGACAUAUCAUUAUCAUGAAUUCUUUUGGCCAUGAUAAUUUUGUAGUGUAAAAUCUGAUAUUGUGAUAGCUCUGUUUUCACAUCAGUCUUCACAUUAUUUUGCUGGUUUCUUGCAUUUUUCCUCCUUUCUCUGAACACAGUAAAUCACUAACUGCUAUGUUAACACAUAUGACUCUUGUAUGAUAUAGGGCUCCUCAAAAUCACGUUCACAGGGUUGUCACAAUCGCAAAAUCACAUUUGCACUAACUGCAAACAGUAAUCACAGAAUGUUUUUCUAAUGUUCUUAUAUGGUUUCAUUUUGGCUAUUUUUUGGGGAACCAAGUAAGAUUUUUAGGUUUUACAUGCAUAAACUAAAGGGAAUCUAUACAGAACGUGCCCCCAAGGUUAUUUUUAGGUUUUAUAUUUAAACCCAUGUAAUAACCAUUAACUAAAUUUUGCAAAAUGGCAUGACUGACAGUGUAAUACAGCAUUUAGCCUAAUAAAAUGUAGAACUCAGAUGACAAUGUAAGAUAAAGAUCGAUAAAUCCAUUUUUCCAGCAGGAUUUGGCACCUACCCACACUGAAAGUUGGUUAAAUGACCAUGGUGUUGGUGUGCAAACUCACCAGACCUGAACCCCAUAGAGGAUCUAUGGGGUAUUGUCAAGAGGAAAAUGAGAAACAAGAGUAGCAGAUGAGCUGAAGGUCACUGUCAAAGAAACCCGGGCUUCUAUACCACCUCAGCAGUGCCACAGACUGAUCACCUCCAUGCCAUGCCGAAUUGAGGCAGUAAUUAAAGCAAAAGGAGCCCCUACCAAGUAUUAAGUACAUAUACAGUAAAUUAACAUACUUUCCAGAAGGCCAACAGUUGCCUAAAAAUAUUUUUUUUAUUGGUCUGAUGAAGUAUUCUAAUUUGUUAAGGUAGUGAAUUGGUGGGUUUUUGUUAAAUGAGAGCCAAAAUCAUCACAAUUAAAAGAACCAAAGACUUAAACUACUUCAGUCUGUGUGCAUUGAAUUUAAUACACAAGUUUCACAAUUUUAGUUGAAUUACUGAAAUAAAAC
This is a messenger RNA of Labeo rohita (rohu), 5011 nucleotides long. RefSeq names its product NACHT, LRR and PYD domains-containing protein 3-like. The record is from RefSeq and is a predicted model, not a curated record. Lineage: Eukaryota; Metazoa; Chordata; Actinopteri; Cypriniformes; Cyprinidae. Bases 151 to 3501 code for a protein of 1116 amino acids. Gene Ontology annotation, molecular function: protein binding. The transcript has 14 exons.